CACCGGGACUCGAACGCGCGGCGCCCUGCCACCACAGGCACACAGAAGAAAAAACAGGGGAGGCAGGCGACUUAACCCUACUCCCCCUGUCCCCUGACCAGAGGAGCGGGCCCCCUUUCGAUGGACGGGGCAGCCCACGUCGCCGGCGACUUGGCGGAGGCCGACAGGGCCUCCUCCUCGGCGUCUUCCACCGGCUCGGCCUCCCGGCGCUCCCGGCCGCACAGGGGGAUUCCCCUGCGGCGGCGCCGGCCGUUGUCCGCUCGGAGAGGACAGGGCGGCGACGGCGACGGCGGCAAGGGCGUCGGUGACGGCGUGCAGGACCUCGCGCUGCCGCUGGGGAUGUCCUUCGCGGCGGUUCUCGCCCAGGUUCUGAAUAAAAGCGGCGGUUCUGGAAGCAGAUUACAACCUGAUUUUCUUUCAAAGAUGUGUACCUCAGCAGUGAAGGAGUCCUUAACAAAUAUAUAUGGAGACAGGUUUGAUAGUUUCAUGGGAAACUUUGAGAAAUCAUUUGGCAGUACACUGAGGACCCUUCAUCUACUCAACGAGGCACCUGCCUGUGAGCAAGAUAUCCCUCAAUCUUCUCACGGUGAUGGUAAUCCUGUGGCUGAGACCAAAUUGAGUGGCGCUGACUCACAAGGCCCGAUACCUGGUGUCCAGCAGAAUACACACUUGAAUUCCACGAAUAAGCAGAUUAUUCUUCACACGGGUGUCAAUCAGCAGCUGAUUCAGCUACCUCGUAGCAGAUCUAGUCCAGAAUGUGAUCAGGACAUCCUUAAUGUAUUUGAGAGAUCUCUGAAUGAGCAAGUUCGUUCGAAUGAGCUCAAGGAACUUGAAAUUGGGCUUAAUAUGAGGAAGUUGCAACUAAAGCAAUCUCAUUUAGCUCUCAGCUCCUACUCACACAUGUUAGAGAAGAUCAAGAUCUCUAUGGGAUUUCAGAAAGCUGCUUUCAGAGAGGAGAAAUUAAAGACUCAAAUGCAGGACACGAGACAUGCUGAACUCCUCAAGAGGCUUAUAGAUAUGCUUCUGACAGCAGUAGUUUUUAUGUCUGCCUGUUUCGGAUAUGGAACGUAUAUUUAUUCGUACCAGCGGAUAACCGCUGUUACUGCAGCCUGUGCAGCUGCUUCAAAGGAGUCCAAAUCUUGGUGGAUGCCAAAUUCUGUAUCAGCUUUCAACUCAGGAUUGCUGUUUCUUAGAUGUCACUUGAUUGCAGCAACAAGGAUAUCAUUUGGCAUGCUGAUGAUUCUAUUGAUCGGUUGGUUGAUAUUCCAGCGUUCUGCAAUGACAGGACCCAACAUGCCAAUAACAUUCAAUCUUGUGUUAUUGGGAGGUGUUUGUGGUUUUGUUGGAAGGUUCUGCGUUGACACACUGGGUGGGGAUGGAAAUGUUUGGCUCGUAUUCUGGGAGAUCCUUUGCGCCAUCCAUUUACUUGGAAACAGCUAUCCAUCUCUUCUAUACCGUGGUCUUUAUGGUCCUAUUUCUGUGACGCACAGACCCAAGGCUCUCGGUUUGCCAUAUUGGGUUCGCCGGUACAUAUUCUACGCUGUGCUGUCUUUGAUCCUUCCAUGCUUGGCUGGUUUGUUGCCGUUCGCAUCUCUAUCAGACUGGAGCGAACACGCAGUUGAAUAUAUGAAGUCCAGAUUCACUGGAAAUGACAUUGAGACUUGAGAGACCAGAUGUGGCCAUUAGCAUGGGAGCAGAAACUUCAGAAAAUUCGUCAGGCAGAACAACAAUGAGCGCAUGCGCCAGGUUGGACCUGUUUUCUGAAGAUGAAGUCAGUGUAGUAGGAGUGUCAUCUUCUGGCCUGAAUCUCCCUUCCUACUUAGGUGAACCAAGUUUUGAUGGUUGUGCUCUUUUGUCACAACCGUUAUGUAAUUUCGCCUAUGUAAUUUCUCCCCUUUGGGAAUGUUCAAUACAUCAUCAUGAGGACAAUUUAGUUGUCUAUAUGUUUUAUGACUC
Messenger RNA from Triticum urartu, 1956 nucleotides. RefSeq names its product protein CPR-5. Lineage: Eukaryota; Viridiplantae; Streptophyta; Magnoliopsida; Poales; Poaceae. Gene Ontology annotation, biological process: leaf senescence; trichome morphogenesis; defense response. The record is from RefSeq and is a predicted model, not a curated record.